UCAAUUUGAAUCCGUAAUCUUAAAUAGCUCAUGAAACAUUUAACAGAAAUGCAGUUGUUGAAUCGGAUGAAUAGAUACUAAGUGAGAGGGAAACUAUUGCCUGGUCAAACGUGUGAAACCUCAUCUGAUGUUAGCAGUGUUCAACUGGUUAACUUCCUCCCACUCGAUCUCUGCAUUCCUCAACUCGUCCUAAGAAACUCACACUCAAACGUGACGGUUUCUGCCGCUUUAUGCAUUAUAAAAUCCUGAGACUGAGGCUGAAUUUCUGAGACGGUCCACUGAGACGGAUGAAGAUCUGUAUGAUGCAAGUGACAUCACGCUGUGUUGUGAUGUUUUUCUGGACUGCUGUGUGUGUGAGAACACAGGAUCCUCUGGCAUUAAACUCCAGCAGCGGUGUGGAUAUCAAAACUAAUGCAACUAAUGCAACACCACUGUGUAUUCCCAUCGGAGACAACCCGCAACCUAAAUGUGAUAUAAAUGCAAAUCUGCAAAAAGAUGACAUCUCCAGUAGGCCUACUGAAAACAACACCACUCCAGUGCCAUUGAGUGCAACUACUGAGUCAGUCCGGACUACAGCCUUAACCACAACAGUCGUCAUUCCAACAACUCUGGAAUCAAAUUCAACAACCACGUCAAAUGCAGCAACAAGCACUCCUAUGGUAACGUUACAUCAGUCUCCAAAUUCACCUGAAGACAGUAACUUCACAAGUAAAACACCAACACAGAGUCUCAUGAGAGUGGAUGAAAUGGUGCAUAAAAUUCAGGAAGAUGAGCAGAAUGCAACCAAAUCUACAAACUGCGCUUUUAACCCCUGCGUUCACCUCCAGUACACUUGCUUUAACCGACCCAACCCGACAUGCACCUGUCGUGGCGUGACCUCAAGCUCCCAGCCUCCCAACAGCCCGACCUCGCUCAGUGUCACUUUGGUUACUCACAACUUAGUGCAAGUUAAAUGGUGUGCUCCUUACUCACCGGUACUGGAGUACUUGUUAGUUGUCAGACACGGAGGUUUAGUGCAGAAGAACAUGAGUUUCAGUUCUGCUUUCCGUCAGGUGUUCAUAUCAAAUCUAACUGCUGAUCACAUCUAUCAUAUCUGCGUUCAGGCCGUGAACCGCGCAGGAUCAUCAGGCCCGAAAUGCGCCUCGGUCCGGAUGGGUUUAAACACACAGGUGUUUUUAUACAGUCUGUUAGCAGUGUGUGGAGUCCUGAUGCUGACUGUGAUAGUACUGAGUGUCUGUCUGUAUAAACAGUGUAAGAAAUUACCAGUGGAGAACCCACAUCUGACCCGGUUAAUCUCCAUCCCCAAUCCAGCGUUCUUCAACUCAUAAGAAAGGAGUGGGGGAACUUACCUUUUCACAUGCAUCUGCAUGUGAGAAGACCUGGCAUAUACAGUGGAAAUUAAUGGAAAAUGCUCUCUAAAUAAGAGUUUAUUAGAUAUUUAUUUAGCUAGAAGUAUUUCCCUGAAGUUAUAGCUAUAAAUAAUAACAUAUAUAUUGUUAAAUCUUACCUGCAUAUGGUGCACAUGACACCCACUAAAAUCCUGCGAUUGGCCAGAACCUUGCGCAUUUAUAAAAUACAUUUGAUUUUACGCAUAAAUGUAUUCAAACACAACCAAAUUAAAAUAUAAAUUAAAUUUUGACAGAGUCAGGUCAAUGAAAUCACUGCAAUGUUAUUACUGUUAACUAAACAAAUAAACAUUAAACAUUUUUAAAAUUAAUUUACAUAACUGUUUACUAAGAUAAACUAAAAUAUUUUACAAAAUUAGACUUUUUUUAUAAGAAAUGUGCAAAAUGUCUUCAUGGAACAUAAUCUUUACUUAUUAGCCUAAUGAUUUAUGGCAUAAAAAAAAAAAAAAAUAAUAAUAAUAAUUUUGAUGUAAUUUUGGCUAUUGCUACAAAUAUACCCAUGCUACUUAUGAUUGGUUUUGUGGUCCAGGGUCACAUACAUAUUGUUAAACCUUACCUGCAUAUGGUGCAUAUGACACCCACUUACGUCCCACUAUUGGCCAGAACCUUGUGCAUUUAUAAAAACCAGUAAAAACAAAAAAAACUAAAACUUUAUAUAAAAUUAAAAUUGAAAAAAUAAAAAUAUAAAACUACAUGCCAUUACAUUUAAAAAAACAAAAAGGUAAAAUAUAUAAAAAAAAGUUAAAAUAGUAAUAAAAAAAAACUACAAAUUAAUCAUAUGAAAAUAAUACUGUCAAAACAAAAAAUAAAGAAAGAUAAAUGCUUUUAAAUAUUUAAUGACUACUAUUAUUACUAUUAUUUAUAGUUUUAUGCUCAGUCUAAAUCAACUACUUCAAUAGAAAAGCAAAUUUCUCAUUUCAGUUUUUACUUUGCAAUUCACAAUCUUGAGCAAUUUGGACUCUUAGCUAAUAUGUGACCAUGGACCACAAAACCAGUCAUAAGGGUAAAUUUCUUCAAAUUAAGAUUUAGACAUCAUCUGAAAGCAAAAUUAAUGCUUUGCAUUGAUGUAUGGUUUGUUAAAACAGGACAAUAUUUGGCUGAGAUACAACUAUUUGAAAAUUUGGAAUCUGAGGGUGCAAAAAAAACUUAAAAUAUUAAAAAAAAAAAAAAAAAAAAAAAAAAACGCCUUUAAAGUUGUCAAAUAAAGUUCUUAGCAAUGCAUAUUACUAAUCAUAAAUUAAGUUUUAUAUAUUUACGGUAAGACAUUUACAAAAUAUAUUCACGGAACAUGAUCUUUACUUAAUAUCCUAAUGAUUUUUGGCAUAAAAGAAAAAUAAAUUUUGAGCCAUGCAAUGUAUUUCUGGCUACUGCUACAAAUAUACUUGUGCUACUUAAGGUCAUAUAUUAAUAUAACUACUUCACCUAAUCAUUGUUUAGACUGUUUUCUAUUUCUCAGACUCUGUAUUUCUGCUCAAAGGAAACAAGGUUGUAUACUGCGAAUAUGCUGAAAAAUAUUCAUCUCCUACCUUUC
Labeo rohita (rohu) is the source of this 2937-nucleotide messenger RNA. Its product is annotated as leucine-rich repeat neuronal protein 4. Lineage: Eukaryota; Metazoa; Chordata; Actinopteri; Cypriniformes; Cyprinidae. Gene Ontology annotation, molecular function: protein binding. The transcript has 3 exons. The record is from RefSeq and is a predicted model, not a curated record. Bases 288 to 1328 code for a protein of 346 amino acids.